Rubroshorea leprosula is the source of this 693-nucleotide messenger RNA. The record is from the annotation of a GenBank genome assembly. Lineage: Eukaryota; Viridiplantae; Streptophyta; Magnoliopsida; Malvales; Dipterocarpaceae.
CCCGAGACCGCAGCAUUCUACUCAAUCGCGUCAGCAGUUUCUUUACAACAGCAUCGCACAGGCGAAUGUCUCUGGAGUCCGGGGUCACGAUCGCCGGGAAAACCAGGUACCAAGACUGGAACCCUUUUUUAUAGCUCAAAGGAAAAGCAGUUGAGUUUGGGAUAUGAUGAUAGCUGUUGUGGCACUGGUUUUGGGUGUCUUAUUGGGACUUUUUGUUUUGAUCCCAAGAGGCCGUAAUUCUGGUCAAGUAAAACAGGCUGCUAACCAUCGAAAGGUAUCUAUAUCCUAUAGUAAAGCAGAAGUUGCUUUACAUAACAAGAGAACUGACUGUUGGAUCAUUAUCAAGGAUAAGGUUUAUGAUGUUACUUCAUACGUAGAAGAGCAUCCAGGCGGUGAUGCAAUUCUGGCACAUGCUGGAGAUGAUUCAACUGAAGGGUUUUAUGGGCCACAGCAUGCCACCCGUGUCUUCGACAUGAUUGAUGACUUCUACAUUGGAGAUCUUAAGGAAUAAAAUCUUAUACACUAGGUGUUAAAAAAUAUGGAAGAAAAUGCACUUUUUAAGAAUCUUCUGUUUGAUUUUGUACCUCCUCUCAAGUGUAACAAUAAUUUACACUGUCACCUUCCUAGAUUUACCAUUUAUUCUUACAUCCUGAAAGUUGAACCAUUUCAUUUGACUCCCAUUCCAUGAUCUCG